This is a messenger RNA of Letharia columbiana, 843 nucleotides long. RefSeq lists its product as uncharacterized. Gene Ontology annotation, molecular function: DNA binding. Lineage: Eukaryota; Fungi; Ascomycota; Lecanoromycetes; Lecanorales; Parmeliaceae. Gene Ontology annotation, cellular component: nucleus; site of double-strand break; chromosome, telomeric region. The transcript has 4 exons. The record is from RefSeq and is a predicted model, not a curated record. Gene Ontology annotation, biological process: double-strand break repair via homologous recombination; nucleotide-excision repair; DNA replication. Bases 1 to 843 code for a protein of 280 amino acids.
AUGGACUACGGUGGUGGCUACUCUACGACGUCAUAUGGAGCUCAAGGCGGGGCAGGUGGAGGAGGCUUCAUGGGAGGUUCUCAAGGUGGGAGCCAAGGUGCAGCUGGAAAGGGCACAUAUGGCAAAGACACCCUUAGACCCGUCACCAUAAAGCAAGUCCUCGACGCACAACAACCACAUCCAGACGCAGAAUUUAAGAUCGAUGAUGUCGAAAUCACACAGGUCUCCUUCGUUGGCCAAAUCCGCAACAUAUCCACGCAAACAACAAACAUAACCUACAAACUCGACGACGGCACCGGCACCAUAGAAGUGAAACAAUGGAUCGACGCCGAUGCUACUAUGGACACCACGUCUGACUCCGCCACAUCGAAACCAAAGCUCGUCGAGAACGAAUGGGCCCGUGUCUGGGGCCGCCUGAAGGCUUUCAACAAUAAACGCCACGUCGGAGCCCACGUUAUAAGACCUGUUGCUGAUAAGAUGGAGAUUACAUACCACCUUCUAGAAGCAACAUUCGUCCAUCUCUACUUUAUCAAAGGCCCGUUGGAUCAGAUAAAAGCAGAGGGCGGCGGGGCCAAUGGUAACGCAGGUGAAGUCGGCUAUGGUGGUGGAGGAGACACAGGGAUGAACGGAGGACAGAUGCCGAAUGUCAGCGUGGCAGCGAGGAGAGUGUACCAGACGCUGAAGGACAGUCCACAGAACAAUGAAGGACUGCACGUGCAGAACGUAGCCGCGCUGGUGGGCAUGAACGUUGCGGAUGUGAAGAAAGCUGGGGACGAGCUGCUGAGCCACAGCAUGAUUUUCACGACGGUAGAUGAUGAUACGUGGGCGGUGCUGGAAUUUUGA